AUGAGCUACUACUCGCGCUCCCCACCGCCCCUCCAACACCCCGUACCCACCCACCCCGCCUUCAUCCCCGAACCGCCCAGCACGCCCGCCUCGCCACAGGGCUACCAGCGCUACACCUCUUCCCCGCCGCAACCGCACACGCAACAUCAGGCUUUUGUCGCGCCUUCCGUGCAAACCCAGGGUGUACCAGUCGGUGGUGGUGCGGGGUAUCAUCCGGCGUUUCAGCAUGCGCAGGGAGGACCUGGUGCACCGAUGGCGCCGGGGCAGGGAGGGAUUCCGUACGCGGCGUGGGGCAUCGACGGCGCGACGGCGCAGUUCGGGAUGCAAUUGGGGCAGAACGCGAUGAGCGCCGGCCAGGAAUACGUCGCCAAAAACCUGGGCGGCCUGAUCCCGCUGAGCGCGCUGAAGCAGCACUUCGACGUCUCGAACUCGUACGUCGUGCACAAGCUCCGCCUGCUGCUCUUCCCCUGGCGCCACCGCCCCUGGACGCGGCGCAUGCGGCGUUCAGAAGCCAACACGGCCGAGUUCCAGGCGCCGCGCGAGGACGUCAACGCGCCGGACCUCUACAUCCCUUUGAUGGCGUUCACGACGUAUAUUUUGUUGGUGGCGCUGCAGAGCGGGCUGCAGGACAAGUUCCAUCCGGAGAUUCUGGGCGUGACGGGGAGCAAGAGCGUGUUUGUGCUGCUGUGCGAUUUUGUGUUUGUGAAGGGCGGGUGUUAUUUGUUGGGGGUGCAGGGGUCGGGGCCGGUGGUGGAUUUGUUGAGUUAUGGGGGGUAUAAGUUCGUUGGGGUGAUCGUGACGAUUGUGGCUGGGCUGCUCACGACUUCGCGAAUGUUAUACCUCCUCGCAUUCGUCUAUACAUUCCUCGCCAACGCUUUCUUCCUCCUCCGAUCUCUACGCUCAGUCGUCUUACCAGACGCCGCCGCACCAGGCGCAGUCGGCACCGUCAGCCACGCACAACGUUCACGCCGGAUCACAUUCUUGUUCCUCGUUGCUGUUGUGCAGGUGUUAUGGAUGGGCGUGCUCGUUCGCGUGUGA
Molecule: messenger RNA, 1038 nt
Organism: Peniophora sp. CBMAI 1063
Lineage: Eukaryota; Fungi; Basidiomycota; Agaricomycetes; Russulales; Peniophoraceae
Source: the annotation of a GenBank genome assembly